GCUUUGUGUAGUUCAGCAUAUCCAGCUGUGAACUCACUGGGUCCCUUAAUGCUCAUACAUGGUAUGAUAAUGAAAACCAUGUUCACGUCAACAUCUGACCUACUCUCUUCUCAUUCAACUUUACUGGUGAAUGGCCCAAAGAGAGAUCCUGCCAUCCAGAAUGAGCUUAAUGACUCAUUCAAAGAAGAGGUUAAAGCUUUUCUGAGUGAUGAAGAUAAAUUGCAUCUCUUAAAUGACCUUACCAAAGUUAAUCCUGUAACCACAACAACAGUACUGAAAUGUCUGCAAGCAAGGUACACAGUAGAUGUGUUUUAUACAUAUGCUGGCUGCAGUCUUGUGGCCAUAAAUCCAUUUCAACCUAUGUGUCACCUCUAUUUGCCUGAGCUUAUGAAAGAGUACCACACUGCACUUCGCCCUCAGGAGUUGAAACCUCAUAUCUUUGCUGUGGCUGAACAGACCUACAGAAAUGUUGAAAGCCAGAUUGAACCAAUAAACCAGUCUAUAAUUGUUAGUGGUGAAAGUGGUGCUGGAAAGACUUGGACUUCCCGAUGUCUUAUGAAAUUUUAUGCUACUGUUGCUGCAUCAUCUACCUCUCCUAAAGGCAAUGACAGUGAGAGGAUAAGAAGAGAGUGCUGGGGGACUCCCAACCUGUUCUGUGAAGCUUUUGGAAAUGCAUGUACUCUUCAUAACAACAGUAGCCGUUUUGGAAAAUAUAUCCAGCUUCAAUUAAACAGAUCACAACAUCUGACUAGUGCUUCCAUCCAAACAUUUCUAUUGGAGAAAACCAGAGUUGCUUAUCAGGCCCCGUGUGAAAGAAACUUUCAUAUUUUUUAUCAGAUCACAAAAGGUGCCACAAAGGAUGAAAGACUGGAGUGGAACCUGCCUGAGGCCAAUUUCUUCUGGUUGCCAAAUUCUGAAAGUGGCUUUCCAGAGGACUGCUUUGAGGUGACCAGAGAGGCAAUGUUUCACUUGGGCAUUGACAGCUCCACACAGAACAAUAUUUUUAAGAUAUUAGCAGGACUUCUACACCUUGGUAACAUUCAGUUCUCUGAUUCAGCGGAUGAAUCCCAGCCUUGUGAACCAGAAGAUAAUGCCAAAGGUUUUGUGAAGACAACUGCAAACUUGCUAAAAGUAUCUGUAGAGGAGCUGCUGGAAACACUAAGAAUUCGAACUAUAACUGCUGGAAAACAGCAACAAGUUUUCAAGAAGCCAUGCUCCAGAUUAGAAUGUGAAACAAGAAGGGACUGCCUGGCUAAAGUUAUCUAUGCUAAAUUAUUUGACUGGCUGGUUUUAGUGAUAAAUGGAAGCAUCUAUGCAGAUACUCUUGUGUGGACCAACUUUAUAGGUUUGUUAGACGUUUAUGGUUUUGAAUCUUUUCCUGAAAACAACUUGGAACAGCUCUGUAUUAACUAUGCCAAUGAGAAACUACAACAGCACUUUGUAGCACACUAUCUGAAGGCACAACAGGAAGAAUAUGCAGCAGAAGGUCUAGAGUGGUCUUUCAUAAACUAUCAGGAUAACCAGAGCUGUCUAGAUCUGAUAGAAGGAAGCCCUGUCAGCAUCUUUUCUUUGCUGAAUGAGGAGUGUCGUCUGAACAGGUCCUCUAAUGUCAGCCAAUUCCAAACCCGAAUUGGCGAAUGCUUUGUCUAAUAACCGGUGCAUAAGCUGGCAAAGUUUAGUAAGAAGCCAAACUUUGUUGUUUUCCAUUAUGCUGGCAAAGUCUGUUACCAAGUGGAAGGUAUGGUGGAGAAAAACAGGGACCCAGUUCCACUGGAGUUACUCCAGCUUCUGAAGAAUUCCCAAGACUGCUUGCUUCAGAAGUUCUUUCCCAUGACAGAAAAGAGCCAAAAUGAUACCAAAACCCCGAACAGAGCAGCAGCAGCAGUUACAGUGGUCUCCAAGUUCAAGGGUUCACUUGAACGUCUGAUGCAGAUCUUGCAUAGCACUACACCUCAUUACAUCAGAUGCAUCAAGCCUAAUGCUGAUUGCAAGGCAAUGACUUUUAAAAAAGAAGAGGUUCUCAGCCAGCUUGAGGCAUGUGGCAUAGUAGAAACUAUCAGCAUCAGUGCAGCUGGAUUUCCUAUUAGGGUCUCCUUCCAAAGUUUUACUGAGCGUUAUAAAGUGCUGAGAAAAUCACGUACAUCCAGUACAAUGCCAGAUGAAAAUGGUUUCUCUCUCUUGCUAAGAGAAAAGAGGUUUGACUCCAACAACAGAUAAUGAUGAAGCAUUACGCUUUGUCAUCCAUGAUAUUCUUCAGAAAGUGACCGUGGGACAAAGUGCCGCUUCCCUGAAGCAAACAGAGACCAAAUCAAACAACUCUUCGAUG
Messenger RNA from Dermochelys coriacea (leatherback sea turtle), 2326 nucleotides. RefSeq names its product unconventional myosin-XIX-like. Gene Ontology annotation, cellular component: myosin complex; cytoplasm; actin cytoskeleton. NCBI's taxonomy places the organism in Eukaryota, Metazoa, Chordata, Testudines, Dermochelyidae. The record is from RefSeq and is a predicted model, not a curated record. Gene Ontology annotation, molecular function: ATP binding; microfilament motor activity; actin filament binding. Gene Ontology annotation, biological process: vesicle transport along actin filament; actin filament organization.